ACACACACACACACACACACAGUGGAAAGUCUGCUGGUGUGUGCAGGCACUGGACGUCAUCGCACACAGAGUUUGGGAGAAUUGCUUGUCGUGUCCAUGAGGCGACCUUGAUGACAUGGCCAUUGGAAGAGUUAGCAGGGCCCGCGUGUUUAUCUAAGUGAUGAUAGCGAAGUGUCCUUGUGGGAAGGGCUCUUAUAUAGACGGGAGGUUUCAAACGUCCAAAGAAAGAAGCUUAAUCAUCUUCGCAGCUCAGGCAGGGUUUUAAAUCUUUGCGAGCUGUUUACCUUUAAAGUUGUCUCCUUGUUUUGUUUUUGUUUUUUAUAGAACGGUUAGAAACUGAAAAAUGCUGCCUGCAACUUUCAAACUGUGUGCUGGCAUCUCCUAUCGGCACGUGAGGAACACGACAGCUUUGAGAAAGAACACCAUGGUGGCCAUUCAUCGUGAGCUGAACAAACUGGCAGGUCCAGGAGCGAAUAACUGGUUCAGCCAAGUCCGGCGACGAGGCUCCCUCCUCUGCUCUCGGAUCGAGGAGCAGGAGAAGGGGUACAGUGAGGAGGAGAUAUCGUAUGUGAAGCAGGGAGAGGAUGCACUGACGAAGGCCAUCAGCAUCCUCGGCGAGCAGGACGGGUGGACUGUGGAAACCAUAGCUGCCAAUGGAGAUAAAGUUCUGAGUAAGGUGUUGCCCGACGUGGGCAAGGUGUUUAAACUAGAAGUUGUUCUGGAGCAGCACCCUGACAGCCUUUAUGAGGAGCUGGUGGAAAACAUGGAGCAAAUGGGAGAAUGGAACCCAAAAGUCAAAGAGGUCAAAAUCCUUCAAAAGAUCGGCCAGGACAUCAUGAUAACCCACGAGGUGUCGGCAGAGACCCCUGGCAACGUGGUCGGGCCCAGGGACUUUGUGAACGUGCGCUGUGCCAAACGCCGCGGCUCCACGUGCUUCCUGGCCGGGAUGUCCACCACGCACCCACAAAUGCCUGAGCAGAGGGGUGUUAUCAGAGCGGAGAACGGGCCCACCUGUAUUGUGAUGAAACCUUGCGCUGAAGACCCAAACAAGACCAAGUUUACCUGGUUACUGAGUAUGGAUCUAAAGGGCUGGGUCCCAAAGACCAUCUUAAACAGAUUGCUCUCGCAGACACAGGUGGACUUUGCCAACCACCUCAGACAAAGAAUGACUAAUGACGUUCCCAUGGAGAUGGCUCAUGCCUGCUGACACGAGACGCCUCUUGAGCUUUGACACGAUGCACUCGACAGAGGCAGGAGAGAAACCCCCUCUGCUCAUUAGAAACACUCGUCUAAAUCUGUGUUUAGCUGCUGAAAACAAUGAGAAACUCCACAGAAUGAGGUUGGGCUUUCCUCAAAACUAGAUUCAAAUUAAAUGGUUACUUUAACUCCAAUUUUUUAAAAUGUAUUAAAAAUAAGAGUUUGAUUACCACUUGGUAAGAAGAGAGGCAGAGUAAAAGUAAAAGACGACACUUUUGCCUUAGUUGCUGCUAUUUGUGUCACUUAUGCUGUAAUUUGUAAGAAAAAUAACAACUAGAGGCAUUGUACGCCUUCCUUAAUGCACUAAAUCCUCAAGAUGUGUCCCAACUAUAUGCACUUAAUGAUCAAAAUGAUACAAAAACUUCAACAAAAAUCAGUCAGAUCCUGAAAAGGUCCUUUCCAACACAAAGUGCACAAUAUUACAGAUCAAAACAGAGUAAUAGUUUUAACUGUUGAGCGCUGACAGUUUCAUAAAAUAAAUCAGAUUUACAGGCCAAACCAGCGCUCCCUGCUGGUGAUUCUCUGACCCAUCUCCUUACACACAUCUUAUUAUUGUUCCUUCCAUUAAGCUUACAAUUUGCACUUCUAUUUCUCUUUUAUUUAUUUGAUUCUCCAUUAGACAUUACAGCAAAAGCUGAGUUAAAAAGAUUGACUGUAACGCCUGAUAUUUAUGCUUUUAGUUUGUCGAUGAAAAACAGUGAAGCGGCUUGGAAAGAGGUUUUUUUUCUUCUCCUUUUCUUUCCUGAUGGAGGAGAACUUGAAUAAAAUCCUGUUAAAUGUUU
Molecule: messenger RNA, 2039 nt
Organism: Austrofundulus limnaeus
Lineage: Eukaryota; Metazoa; Chordata; Actinopteri; Cyprinodontiformes; Rivulidae
Gene: star
Product: steroidogenic acute regulatory protein
Exons: 7
Coding region: 344-1207 (287 amino acids)
Biological process (GO): intracellular cholesterol transport; steroid biosynthetic process; regulation of steroid biosynthetic process
Cellular component (GO): mitochondrion
Molecular function (GO): cholesterol transfer activity; cholesterol binding
Source: RefSeq, a predicted model, not a curated record